CGCUGCUCAACAGGCUGCAGUUGCCUAUCCAUCUUCAUCCGCCAGCCAGCCUUCAAACUGCAUCCCACCAGAACAGGGUUCAAAACCGUGCCCUCCAAAAACCUAAACAGUUUAUCCUCCGGUAGUUUUGCAAGGCGACGACUGAUUUUGUCAACAUGCAGCUUGACGACACUUUCUUGUCGGUGCGAUUCAAGUACGGUGCCCACACCAUCUUGAUGUUUGUCGACGGACAACAGAAGUUCUCAGAGAUCACUACCUCGCUGCUGGAGGUGCUCCGCGAUCGGUUCCCCAAUGGCCUCACAAUUAGUCACACGUCUCCCGAGACAACAGCACUCCCAGAGACAGAUGUGCAGCUGGCCUAUGCGCUUCCAGUGAACGCGACCGACUUGACACAAGGAUGGAGGAACAUCAAGGCUGGCGACAAUGACAUUCCGGUCGCCAAAGGACUGAAAGACAAUUGCGUGGUGGCAUUUUCCUUUGACACGGACGAGCCAGAGUUUGUAGCUGACAUACCGAGUCUGGAUGAGGAAGUGGAGGACGAGGAAGGCAUGGGAUCCGACGCAUGAUUGGGUUAUAAGACUACGGCAUUGGUGCAUGGCGUUAUAGCGAAGGGAUUCAUGACAUGAUGAUCUCUGCCUUCCUCGAAUAGGCACACAGGAAGAAGCGUGGUGGCUGAUUGACUACGAGAAUAGCCAUGUUGCACGACGCAAAUCUCGGUGUGCAUUGAAGGUCAAGAUGAUUCGAUUAGGCCGGGAGGCCAGAGUUGUCUAAACGAAGAAGACGACGGGCACCUGCAAAUAGAGGGGGAGGUUCGUUCGCAAACACUUGACUCAUCUCACGGACGACUCCAGAGUGAGCAAAAACCCACUGAUGUAGUGCAACUCGCUCUGGAAAGG
This is a messenger RNA of Colletotrichum destructivum, 896 nucleotides long. RefSeq lists its product as uncharacterized. The coding region runs from base 156 to 566 and encodes 136 amino acids. The record is from RefSeq and is a predicted model, not a curated record. NCBI's taxonomy places the organism in Eukaryota, Fungi, Ascomycota, Sordariomycetes, Glomerellales, Glomerellaceae. The transcript is spliced from 2 exons.